Molecule: messenger RNA, 939 nt
Organism: Jatropha curcas
Lineage: Eukaryota; Viridiplantae; Streptophyta; Magnoliopsida; Malpighiales; Euphorbiaceae
Source: RefSeq, a predicted model, not a curated record
AUGGGCUCUAAUCAGCAGCAAGUGCAGCAACAACAACACCACCAACUAGCAAAUGAGGAGAAUAGCGGCGUUGGAUCAGCUAAAGGAAGCUUUCUUUGCAGGAAAACUAGGAGAAGAUGGACUCCAACACCUGACCAGAUAAGAAUACUGAAGGAACUUUAUGAUAACCGUGGAGUUAGGUCUCCAAAUGCAGAUCAGAUUGAAGAAAUCUCUGCUAGGCUUAGACAGUACGGUAAAAUUGAAGGCAAGAAUGUCUUUUAUUGGUUUCAGAACCAUAAAGCUCGUGAGAGGCAAAAGAAACGUUUCACAACUGAUGUACCCAUGCAACAACAACAACAACAACAGCAACAACAACAACAACAACAGCAACAGCAAAGUACUGCUUCUGCUACUGUUAAACCAGAUCAAGAUCUUUCUUUCUACAACAAAUACCCUAGUUUUACUUCUCCUGGGUUUUCUUCUUCUGCAUCUCCAUCUUCAAAUUCUGGGUUUACUGUUGGACAGAUGGGAAAUUAUGGGUAUGGAUAUGGUAACAAGGAAAAGAGUUUUAGGGAGUGUUCAAUAUCAGCUGGUGGAUCCAUGAGCUCUAACCAUGGAUGGGUUGGGAUUAAUGAAAAUCCUUAUAGCAGUGGAUCAUCUAGUUACUCAUAUUUUGACAAGCAAAAAUCAAGUUAUAUGGAAACCCUAUUUGAACAUCAUGAUGAAGAACAAGAAGAAGAACAAGAAGCAGAAAUUGAAACUCUCCCUCUCUUCCCUACACAAAGAGAAGACAUUAAUGGCUUCUGCAGCAACAUAAAGCACAACCCUCUUUCUUACUCUCAGUGUCACAAUUGGUAUGAUUCUGCUCAAGAAAGAAACAACAACACUUUCUGUACUACUUCAUUAGAGCUUAGCCUCAACUCGUACACUGCUAAUGGGCAGGGACCAGAUUCUAUCUAG